Messenger RNA from Gekko japonicus, 1389 nucleotides. It is a transcript of the gene LAG3, whose product is annotated as lymphocyte-activation gene 3. Gene Ontology annotation, biological process: interleukin-15-mediated signaling pathway; positive regulation of ERK1 and ERK2 cascade; T cell activation. The transcript has 6 exons. The record is from RefSeq and is a predicted model, not a curated record. Gene Ontology annotation, cellular component: membrane raft; external side of plasma membrane. The coding region runs from base 1 to 1389 and encodes 462 amino acids. NCBI's taxonomy places the organism in Eukaryota, Metazoa, Chordata, Lepidosauria, Squamata, Gekkonidae. Gene Ontology annotation, molecular function: MHC class II protein binding; protein tyrosine kinase binding.
AUGCGCUCAGAUCGUGGGCUCUUUGAUGCCCCAGUCACCACUCUGUUCUUCCUUUCCUGGUCUGUUGCCUUCAGUCUCCUGAUGACCAACGCUAGAAAUGUUUCUUCCGAAGCAGGAGAAGAGCAGAGGGUAUGGGCUGAAGAAGGGGGCCGGGUGGUCCUUCCCUGUUACCUGGAGAGCAACAACUUAGGAGAGGUGUACAAGAGACUGUCGGUUCGAUGGGAGCACCGGGGGGGCAGUUCCCUCCAGGUGCAUCACAUGGUGCUCCAAGUGGCCCCCAGUGGUCUCAAAAUAAAGGCUCGUUCCAUGAUGUCCCGCGCGUCAGUGCAAGACCGGGACUUUCUCCAUGGGAAUUUCUCACUUCGGAUCGAGCCCGCAUCGAAUGACGACGUGGGGAGAUACACGGCACGAGUGAAAUACGGCAGCAAGGUGCACCGCUGCGAGCUGAGACUUGAUGUGGCGUCAGUGACUGCAAACCCACUUGGUCCGUUGGUUGAGUCUGAGCCCAUUAACCUAACCUGCAACUCCACACUUCCAGAAAAACCCAUAAAGAUACUCUGGUUCCGCGCCGGUCACCUCAUCACCACAUCUGGUCGUUUCCGGGUUGCAGAGCAGUCUCUGUUUAUCUCCAGAUCAAUGGGUAGUGACUCUGGGCCCUGGAUCUGUGAACUCACCUAUGCAGGUGGCGAGCGAGUUUCUGCCACACACCACCUUCAAGUCUUAGGAUUUGCUGGGCCAACCUUUCCUGUAGUCUACGCCGCAGCAGGAUCCAACGCUUACUUGCCCUGUGAACUGAAUAUCAAUCCCAUGGACUACGACAACUCAAAGGUAGCCACCCGUUGGAGCCACGUGGCAGGAGAGGACCUGAAGGCCAAGUCUAACUCCCACCAAGAAAACAAUAGGACCUUACAUCUCCCUGCUGUGGGACCUGAUAGUGCAGGCCAGUAUCUCUGUGAGGUCUCCAUCAACGGCACCACCAUCUCCAGGAAUGUCACUCUGGUAGUAAUGACAGUCAUCCCAAGCACUGAGGGGCCAGUCUGGGAAGGAUCUCACCUGCUGCUCGCCUGUCAUCUAAGCCACCCCCCAGGAAAGGCGUAUUUUCAGUGGAAGUGGUUGGGUUCAGGCCUUGCCAAUAGGUCUGAGGCUACCUCCGAGCGCUUGAGCUCCGGCUGGUUCCGGGAGUUCUCCAAGGUGUCACCCGAGGAUGCCGGAGUCUGGGAGUGCAGCGUCCACAGCGCAGAAGGGAUGCUGGGGUCAGUGCAGUAUCACCUGGAAAUCGCAGGUACUCUUUCCUGCUUUCUUGAUCCGGAACUUGAUGCAAGCCUCUUUGUCCAACCAGGUCAGGGGUCCCCAAACUUUCUGAGCCAGCAGGCGCCUUUGGAAUCCUGA